Talaromyces amestolkiae is the source of this 2514-nucleotide messenger RNA. RefSeq lists its product as uncharacterized. The coding region runs from base 1 to 2514 and encodes 837 amino acids. Gene Ontology annotation, molecular function: ADP binding; identical protein binding. Lineage: Eukaryota; Fungi; Ascomycota; Eurotiomycetes; Eurotiales; Trichocomaceae. The record is from RefSeq and is a predicted model, not a curated record. The transcript has a single exon.
AUGCGAGUCAGUGACAUCUUCACAGGAAGAGAAGAACUUGCUCGUGAACUACAAUCUAGAAUACUUCCACCGGCUGACGCCCAAACUCCGUCAAAACAAAAAAGAUAUGUUUUACAUGGUUUAGGGGGCUCUGGAAAGACACAAUUCUGCCUGAAGUUUGCGAACGACAACAAGAAUAAAUUCUGGGGAGUCUUCUGGAUCGAUGCCAGUAGUGCGGAAACCGCUGAACGUGCCUUUGCAGAAAUAGGCAUCAUGGGAAAUCUGGAGGCUAGGCCAGAAGCAGGUUUAUCCUGGCUGACUAGACAAGAAUUGCCGUGGUUGCUGGUGAUAGAUAAUGCUGACGACAUUCGGUUCAAUUAUGCCAACUACUUCCCUUCUGGAGAGCGCGGCCAUAUUCUUCUUACUAGUCGAAACCCGGAAUGUAAAGUACAUGCAACUAUUGGAUCUAAAGAAUUUAGAGAUCUCGAAACCGAGGAUGCUAUCACUUUAUUAUUGAAAGCAAUCUCGAACGAUGACGAAGUCUAUGUCAAAGAAAAGAGGAGUUCAGCUCUCCCCGUGGUCAAAGCCCUUGGAUGCCUCCCACUGGCUUUAUCCCAGGCUGGCGCCGCUAUCCGUCAGAAAUUUUACGCUUUAGAAGAGUAUCUCGAUAUUUUUAGCUCUUACAAACGUUCAAUUUUCUCGAAAGGGUAUUCACAAGACACGGAUUACAAGCACACUAUUUACACAACAUAUGAGGUCUCUUUAGACAAGAUUAAGCUUCUCCACUCGAAUGCACAAACGGCUGUAGAUGCAGUCGAGAUACUCCACGUUUUGGCUUUUUGUCAUUUCGAUGAAAUACCAUUCUCAGUCUUCGAGAGAGCAUGGACCAAUAUGCAUCCAAACCAGGACACAAUAUCCCCUGUUUCUUUCUCAGAAACCUUCCUAAAUCCUAUGGAACAUGUCUUCUCAUUUCUGAGGACAUAUCAUACAAUUUUUUCAGCAAUCGGCUAUAGCGGGCUUCCAUCAAUUUUCGCGCAGCGAAGGUGGGAUAAAAUGCGCUUGCGAAACGCCUUCAGUCUUCUACUGCACCAUUCACUGAUAUCUCAAAAUGCCUCAGGCGCUACGUGGUCAAUGCAUCCCAUGGUGCAACUCUGGGCUCGACAGAGGCUUUCACCGAAGGCUCAAGGCACUUGGAUCGUCAUCACCGCCCGUAUUUUAGCUGCUGCUGUCAAUCCGAGACCUGUUACCACAGAAGAAGAGACAUCCUUUAGAAACUCCUUGAUUCCUCAUAUCGAUUCAUGUCUUCGAGCUGAUCCCGAUGACUUUCGCCGGGGAUUUCAAUUCUCUCAAGAGAAUCUCAGUGAUUUCAUGAAGUUCGCCACAGUGUACAUUGCAGGUGGGCGCUGGAAAAAUGCAAUCGAGAUACAGGAGCUUAUGGUUCAUCAGUACAAACGCAGGUUGGGAAUUGAUGAUUGCGUAACGCUCGAUGCAAUGGCAGAACUUGCUCAGACUUACUGGAACUCCAGCCAGUUACAUGAAACCAUGGAAGUUCAAACAACGGUCCUAUCUAUCAGUUUGAAAAGACUAGGUUCUUACGAUCCUCGAACUUUGAAAGCGAUGGACAGUCUCGGCCGCACAUUUUGGCUUAUUGGAGACAGGCCAAAAGCAGCCAGUCUAGGAAAGGAGUCAAUGGAAGGAUUAACGAAAAUUCUUGGACGAGAUCAUCCCUUCACAGUCAAUGCGAUGCACAACUAUGCCAGAGCACUUGCGCACCUCGGCCACCACCAACAGGCCAAAGUCAUGCAGUUAGAGGUUCUAGCGAUAAGAUUCAACCGCAGAGGUUCAAAAGACCCUGAUACCUUGGAGGCGAUGCAAGAACUAGGAGUCUCGCAUUUAGCACUAGGGGAAGUGGAUGAAGCGGAACGUCUGAUUUCAAAUGUUUUGGCCGUUCGAAAGCAGAUGCUUGGUGAAGAACACGCAUACACGUUGUGGACUAUAAAUGACCUUGCAAAGGUCCGCAUAGCGCAGGGUCGUUCUGCGGAUGCUAUUGAGAUCCUCAAAGAAACGCUAGAGAUAGCUACUCGAACCUUAGGUGCAGAUCAUAUUGGUACCUUAAUGACAACUCACAAUUUAGCUCGUGCUUAUUCUCGCCUGGAGCUUUGGACAGAUGCCGAGACUCUUUUUCUCCGGCUAAUUGAGGCUCAAGUCAGGAAUCUCAAAGCUGAUCAUCCGGAUAUCUUAUAUGCCAAACUUGAUUUAGCAUCGGUCUACUUUGCGCAGAAUCUAAUGGAGAAGGCCGAGUCUUUGGUUCUAGCAGUCUUUCUAGCGCAGAAAGGCACACUAGAGGAAAACAGUCCGAUUCUUCUGAAAACAAAAGAGCGACUGAAACAAAUUUAUCUCAUCCGUGGCAGACUUGAGGAAAUGAAGGCUCUUGACAGGGUCGAACUAGACGACAGGCCCCCUGCGACUGGCGGAGUAAGCGACGAAACUCCUGAAGAACACCAGAAGUCUUCCAGACGGUCCUUUACCUUCUGA